GGGCUGGAGGCGGCGGAAUGGAGGCCGGGACCGAGGACCCGGGACUGACUCGCCGCCCGACUUUGGCCUCGUCCUGGGAUGCGCCGUGCGGGGCCCUGACACAGAGCCUCUUUCUCAGCCAGGAUGGUCUCGGCGCCGGGGAAUUCGACUGGGAGGAGCUGCUGGAGCCGCCUGCUCCCGGCCAGGAUCUGGUGAUUCUGAAGAGGAGCCCGAACAGCCAAGAUGAAAACGCCUGCUUCCUUUACCUGAACUUUGACCCUACUGGAAGUGAAGAAAUCGCUUCUAUUGGCAUUUUAAGUUCAGCAAGAAAUAUGGAGGUGUACUUAAGAGAGGAGUACUGUGGGACCAGUAGGGGCAGGAAUGUUUGUGCUCUCCUGGAUAACAGUGAACAUGAGAUUAUUUUGUACAAAAAAUAUUUAAAAUUGGAGUCCUCCACACAUGCUUGUAAAGUAAAGAACUUUUGUUUUGUAAUAGUUACUCUCCUUUGGCGAAAAGCAUUGUGUGUUCAUCAGUAAAGUUGUGGUACACGUGAGACCAGUUUCAGCAAGUUCUUCAACAAGCUGUCCUGCUCUAGGAUCAAGGAUAGACCUAGACAGGGUUCAAACCAUAGUGGAGUCCAUGGGAUCAAAGUUAUCACCUGGAGCUAAAGAGUUGAUGAAUAUGGUUAGGUUUCAGCAGCAGGUAAGUAGAAAUGGAUUUCCUACUAGAUAUUAUUACAAAAUUACAGAACAAAUUGAUUUUAAUAAAAAUGUGCAGUGACUUAGAAUUUUGUCUUUGAAUUUUUAUUAUUGAUUUACCUGUUAUCAUUAGUUUUGUAAAAAUAACAUUUUGCAGACAGACCUCCCCUUUUACAAAAUGUUUUGAAUACAGAGCUUCACAAUUUUCCGUGAAUUCAUUUACUCGUUCAUUCAGUAAGUAUUUAUUAAGCACAUUCUCAGUAAACAAGGCACUGAGUUAAGCACUUUUGAGGGUGCAGAGAUGAUUAAUUAGUCAAUGGCCUGUCUUUAAAGACCUUUACAGUCUCCUUAGGUGAGUUAGCACAUGUCAGUGAAGGAUGGGUGAUCAGGAGAGGCUUCCUGAACAGGUGGCAUUUUGUCUAGGCCUUUGAAAAAGAAGGGCAGGAUUUGGCAAGUAAACGUGGCAGUCCGUUCCAGACAGAGAGGUUAGUAUGGAUAAAGCCUUCAAUGCUGGAAGGAAUAGGCUAUCACUAGGAAAUAGAAAUUCAUUUUGCCUGAAACGAAGACGUGAUAGGGGAAGUUUAAGGGUAGAUUGGGAAUAAAUCACAUAGAGCUUUGAAUAAUUUUUUUAAAGUUCUAGAUGUUUGUGACCUAUGUUUAAGAAAUUUUAAUAUACUGUUAUGUGUAAGGUGAGUCUGAAGAGAAAAUAAAUCAGAAGAAAGUGAGACUACAGGAAGAGACCAGCUACAUGGUUAUUUCCUUAACCCAGAUAAGUGAUAGUGAGGGUCUGAACUUGGAAAUAGCAACAUGAUGCUGGAUUGUGAGAUGCUAAAACAGUGGGCUUGUCAACCAACUGAAUAUUGGCAUUGUAAGAGAAAUAGGAGUCAAGCAUGAAAUUGAGGUUUUGAGGAAGGUGAGGCCAGUAAUAGAAACGGAAACCGAGGGAGGAGGACAUGUGGGACACAUGAAGAGGAGUUUAAUUUGGGGCAUAUUGAGUUUUGGAUGUGAAGGGAACAUUCCCUGGAAUGAUCUUGUAAGCAUUUGGAAACGCGGGACUGGGAGAGGUUGAGUGAGUCUUCAGGUUUGCUGGGAGGGAGAGCUGUAUCCAUAGUAGGUAACAGGGAAAGUGUGAGCGGAGAGACUGAAGCAAGGAAGCAAAAUCCUUGGACAGUGGCUGCAUUUGGUCAGGAUACAACGAGAGGAAAAAGGAGACUUAAGAGUAGAAGACAGGAGUGUGGUAGAGUAGCAAGAGAAGAGAUCUGAUGUUGGGAGACCUGAAUUCAAGUUCUAGUCCUGAAAUGAUGAAUUCCAUGUUUUAGGGCAAGCUGAUUCAUCUUUGUGAGGAUGGAUUUCCUCAUGUAUAAAAUCUAAAUGAUAAUACUGCUAAGAUCACAGGAUUAAUGUGAGUUUAAAAGAAACAGUCCAAACAUGGUGAAUGUAAUUAAUGUCACAGAAUUGUAAACUUAAAAAUGGUUAAAAUGGCAAAUGUUUUGUUAUGUAUAUCUCACUGCAAUAAAAUUAAAUUUAAAAAAAACAAUACAAAUAAAGCACUCCGUGUAACUUUUAUGAGGUUUACAAAUAUUAAUUUAAUACUAUUAAUUAUUGAAGCAGUGAGAAGAGUUAGGAGAACCAGGGCA
Messenger RNA from Trichechus manatus latirostris (Florida manatee), 2314 nucleotides. RefSeq lists its product as uncharacterized. Bases 18 to 515 code for a protein of 165 amino acids. The transcript has 4 exons. The record is from RefSeq and is a predicted model, not a curated record. NCBI's taxonomy places the organism in Eukaryota, Metazoa, Chordata, Mammalia, Sirenia, Trichechidae.